Molecule: messenger RNA, 1579 nt
Organism: Lathyrus oleraceus (garden pea)
Lineage: Eukaryota; Viridiplantae; Streptophyta; Magnoliopsida; Fabales; Fabaceae
Exons: 7
Coding region: 229-1359 (376 amino acids)
Source: RefSeq, a predicted model, not a curated record
UCAGAAAAUCAAACAUCUGUAAAAAUAAACGGACAAGAUUAACCCAAGAAAAUGUAUAAAUAACCACACAAGUGUGUCAAUCCAUAAUAGUAGUUCUUUUGUUUAUGUUUUGAGCUGUUGUUAUUCUCAUUAUUGUGCUGUCUCUGUUUUCUCGAUUCUUUUACCGUUUCUUCCGACGUUUCUUUUUUCCUUCGCCUCCGCUUCUCCGCGGUAUUCGCCGUCGUUAGGAUGUCUUCCAUCGAAUCGCAGAUGGAGCCACUAACGUCGGGAGCUAGCAACCGGAUAAUUCCGCUUCUGAAAGCGUUUAGAGGCUCGCUUAUCUUUGUUUAUACUUUCUUUCUGUCGUUUCUUUUGUUCGUUGGACGAAACAGAAACAGGGUGGCGGUGCCGGGUUCUCCGAAGAGGAAUUUGAAGAAACGGUGGUUGGUUAGAGAAGAGGAGGAUACGUUUAGGAGAAGAGCGUUGGCGCAGGAUGUUGGAAUGGGUCGUGAUGACGGUUGUUGCCGGUGGAAUACUUCGAUUUUUUAUGGUGUUAGGAAUAACGCUUUGUUUUGUCGUUCUUGGUUUCCGGUUUUUGGUGAUCUUAAGGGUAUUAUGAUCAUCAUUCACGGGCUCAAUGAACACAGUGGAAGAUAUGCAGAAUUUGCUAGGCAGUUAACAUUGUGCAACUUUGGUGUCUAUGCAAUGGACUGGAUAGGUCAUGGAGGUAGUGAUGGAUUACAUGGUUAUGUUCCUUCUCUCGAUCACGUGGUUGCAGACACAGGAGCUUUCUUGGAAAGUAUUAAAUCAGAGAAUCCUGGGAUACCGUGCUUUCUCUUCGGUCACUCCACUGGAGGUGCUGUGGUGUUGAAAGCGGCAUCGCACCCUCAAAUUGAGGCGAUGGUGGAAGGAGUUAUAUUAACCUCACCAGCGCUGCGUGUGAAGCCUUCUCAUCCAAUAGUUGGUGCUGUUGCUCCAAUCUUUUCUCUGGUAGCUCCAAGGUUCCAAUUCAAAGGAGCAAACAAAAGGGGCAUUCCAGUUUCAAGGGAUCCAGCAGCCUUAGUGGCGAAAUACUCGGAUCCUCUAGUCUACACAGGACCUAUUAGAGUCCGAACUGGCCACGAAAUACUGCGAAUAUCAUCCUACUUAAUGCGAAACUUCAUGUCUGUGACAGUACCAUUCUUUGUCCUGCAUGGAACUGCUGAUAAAGUAACUGAUCCAUUGGCAUCACAAGACUUGUACAACAAGGCAGCUUCUGAGAUCAAAGACAUAAAGCUUUAUGAUGGCUUCUUGCAUGACCUUUUGUUUGAGCCGGAACGAGAAGAGAUAGCUCAGGACAUUAUCAACUGGAUGGAGAAGAGAUUAUGCAACAGUAUUUGAAAAUGUCAAUAAUGGAAGCUUGAAAGAAAAUUCAAAAAAAAAAAAAAUCGCCCCGAAGAGGGGGUGGCGGAAGCAGAUAGGUUUUUAUUUUAUUUUAUUUUAUUUAGGUGUUGGACAUAUAUUAAUAUGAAUAUUAUUUCUGUGGGGAUUGUUUGUUCAAUGAAGAAUGUGUAUAAUAUUUAAUUGAUUUUAAUUUCAGUGGUUUCUUCUUGACCCUUAA